This is a messenger RNA of Pieris napi, 1704 nucleotides long. Its product is annotated as pupal cuticle protein 36-like. The record is from RefSeq and is a predicted model, not a curated record. The transcript has 4 exons. Gene Ontology annotation, molecular function: structural constituent of chitin-based larval cuticle. Gene Ontology annotation, cellular component: chitin-based extracellular matrix. The coding region runs from base 106 to 1065 and encodes 319 amino acids. NCBI's taxonomy places the organism in Eukaryota, Metazoa, Arthropoda, Insecta, Lepidoptera, Pieridae.
UGGCAAUCUUAGUGGUAUAAAACCUAGCUCCUUGCAUCCAUCAGCACAGUUUGUGCCUAACCGGAGCAAACAUCACUUAGUUAAUAUAUUUAUUAAUUUAUAAAUAUGAAACUGUUCAUUGUUGCCGCCGUUCUUGGUGUCUGCUCAGCAGCCCGCUUAGACAACGCCUACCUUCCUCCUAGAGGAGGAGAUGGUGCAGGCUAUGGUGCCACAGGUUCCGGUUUCCGAGGAUCCAGUUUCGGUUCCGGCGGUAGUGGAUUCGGCUCCGGCGGUGGAUUCAGCUCUGGAAAUGGUGGUUUCGGAGCUGGAAAUGCAGGUUUCGGAGCCGGAAGCGGUUUCGGAGCGGGAGGCGCAGGCGGUUUUGGAAAUGGAGGUGCUGGUGGUUACAACGCGGGUGGUGUAGGUGGUGGCAGGCAAUCUGCUGACGCCAGUGCUCAAAUUCUGAAACUUAACAGUGAUGUCACCGCCGAAGGCUUUUCUUACGAAUAUGAAACCUCAAACGGAAUCAGAGCUGAUGCUUCCGGUGUAGCCACCAACGGAGUCCAGUCCCAGGGUAGCUUCUCCUACAAGGGCGAUGACGGUCAGGACUACAGCAUCACAUACACCGCUGAUGAGAACGGCUACCAACCCCGUGGUGCUCAUCUCCCUACCCCUCCCCCAAUUCCAGAAGAGAUUCUAAAGAGCUUGGAGCAGAACGCCAGAGAUGAAGCCGCCGGCAUUGUUGAUGAUGGUCAAUACCGCGGUGAAGGUGCUGAUGCUGGUCGUGGAGGAUAUGGUGCUCAAGGAUCCGGCUAUGCCAGCCAGGGAUCCGGUUAUGCCAGCCAGGGAUCCGGUUUCGGUGGCCAAGGAUCCGGGUUUGGAAGUCAAGGAUCCGGUGGACGUGGUUCCAGCUUCGGCGGUCAGGGAUCCGGGUAUAACGGGCAAAGUAGCUUCGGCAGUCGUGGUUCAGGAUUUGGCGGACAAAGUUCCAGUUUUGGAACUCCUUCCAGGCAAUACCUGACCCCCAACGCUGGACGUGGAUCCGGAAACGGAAACUUCAACGCUCAAUCUGGAUACCGUUACUAAACGCAUCCUUCAUUUUGCUUUUAACCACCGAAUUAUCUAAUUUUUGAAGUUACCAGCUAUGACUUUGAUGACGUAGUUUAACUUUACAAAAAAAAACAGUAUAAAUUAUUAGACCACUAUUUCGACUAAAGCCUAAAUACACAAAUAUCACUAGAAUGUUAGAAUUUCUAAAAUCUUCUCUUAAAAAGAGAUGGCUGUAGUUUUGAAAGCACCUUACGUUUUUUUGGAAAAUAGUUUUGUUUGCUUGUUUUUUUUUAAGUUUUAAUAAUUAAACUAAAGUCAUCAUUGUUGAGCCCGUUUGUACUCCUAAUAAGCUGUGAACCAUUUAUGUGAUUUGCUUUGAUUUCGCCAAAACCAACUUAUUAACUCAAAACUUUCUUAUAUUAGCUUCUAUACAAAAUUGUGUUAUCUGUGGUGAAAUCAAGUAGUCCUAUGAACUUCGUCUAUAUUCCCAUCCCUUUUCCUCUUCAUUAAUGAUCUCAACCAUAACAUCUUCCCUCUCUCUUUUAAUUGCUUAGAAAUAAGUAUAGAUUACUUGGCAAUGUAAAUGGACAGUACUAGGUUUAAGCAUGACGAUGGAUUACAAAUAAAAUAUAGCUUUUAAUUGUAAAUAUGAUAUAAAUAAAUGUUUUAUAGCAA